Harmonia axyridis is the source of this 1455-nucleotide messenger RNA. Its product is annotated as immunoglobulin-binding protein 1-like. The record is from RefSeq and is a predicted model, not a curated record. Gene Ontology annotation, biological process: regulation of dephosphorylation; regulation of signal transduction. Bases 119 to 1165 code for a protein of 348 amino acids. Gene Ontology annotation, molecular function: protein phosphatase 2A binding. Lineage: Eukaryota; Metazoa; Arthropoda; Insecta; Coleoptera; Coccinellidae. Gene Ontology annotation, cellular component: cytosol. The transcript is spliced from 2 exons.
GGUUAUAAAAAUCAAAAUAUUUGAGUAAUCAAAAUAAAUUAUUCUAAUUCCAUUUUAGAUAACAAUCAAUUCUAUCAAUGCAUUCGAAAAAAAAUCAUUAGUCUUCGUUUAUGUAGAAAUGUCAGAUAAUCCGAGUACUAGUGAAAAUGAUAUCUCAAAUUUGCCAUCACUCUUCCAAGAAGGAUUGAAUCUUUUCAAUAAUUUGGAAAAAGAUCAUGAAGCCACUAAUAGCUUAGAAGUUCAAAUAAGAGUGAAAAAAUGUAUAAAAAUACUGGAGAAAGCUACAAUUUUAUGUUCAUAUGCCGGUGUAUUCAGUACCAAUGAAGGAUAUGAUGAAGUGGCAACUGCAGAUCUUCAAUAUUUCUUAUUACCAGCAUUACUUGGAUCACUUCACUUGAAACUUACAUCAGGGGAAAGAAAUAACAUUGUGGAAGUUUGUGAGGUUUAUUUUACGGAUUUCAUGAAGAGAUGUGUUGAUUAUGGAUUGUGUACAUAUGAUUUCAAGAAACAAAAACCAGCUGUUGACGAUGGAUCAGAAAAUAAAGCAUCUUUGAGUGAAAUGGAGGAACUAACUGUCUUGGCUAAAAGAAGAGCCGAGAAGAUUAAGAGAUAUAAUGAACAGCAAGAAGCAAAGAGACUACUCAAUGCAUUGGAAGUAAAUUUCAAAAAAGAACAUGUUGAUGAUGAUCUCAAAAGAGAAUAUUUCACAAAAUUAAUACAGUUUUAUUGUGAUGAAGCAAUAAAUGAAUUAGACAGUUUGGAAUUUGAGAAAGUUCUGUUGAAGCAUAUGGCAACAAUGAAAAAAAGUAUUCUACCAAAACCAAUGAAGAGACCCCCUACUCCAUUGAAACCAAUUAUUAUCACUAAAGAUAUAGCUCAGAAAGCUGUGUUUGGAGCUGGUUACCCUUCUAUGCCUACUUUGACUGUCCAAGAAUUCUAUGAAAAAAGGAUUAAAGAUGGGAUAUUUCCUGAUCCUAACAAUUUGAAAAUUAAUUCGAUAAGUUUGCAAGAUGCUGCUAUGAGUGAUUCUACUCAAGAACAUCAGGAAGAUCAAGAAGAAGAAAUUGAUACUGAUGAUUAUCAUAUUCUUGAAGCAAUGAGGCAAAGGGAUGAAUUUAAAGACACUCACCGUAGAGGUUGGGGAAACAGAAUGAAUAGAAGUUAGCUUCAUAUAUGGAGAUGAAAAAAUGUUUAUAAAUUCCUGUAUGCUUAAUUUGAGAUUAUUUGAUUCAAUAAUAUUAAUUUUACCUUUGUCAUUAUUUAUUACUUUUGUGAGAUAUGACAUUAAGUUCAUUUGCUUGAUAUGCAAAAAAUAAUUGUUGAUUUUGAAUAUCAUUUUGAUAAUCAUCACCUUAUUAUGGUAACAUAUUUCUGGACCGAAUAUGUUGAUGAAGAGAAAGUUCAAAAAUAAUAGUAUGUACUUAAUUUUUAUGGAAAUAAAUAUUUUUGUUGUUC